UCCCUGAAUCCGAUCGCACUGUUGAACGGAAGGUAAGGCACGAUUUAAUAAUAUGCAGCCUCUACUAUAGACAUAAGGUGAAUACAGUUGACAGUAUGCUGCGGUGGAGAGUGUCGAAGCCCACUGUGCUGAGCCUUUUGCUAAUUCAGGCUGUUACAGUGGUGCUUCUGUACGGAUGGUACAGCCGCCCACCGUCUCAAAACUCUCUAUCUGAGGGCAAGGUGCAUGUGCUGCUGCUGUCGUCUUGGAGGUCUGGCUCAUCAUUCCUGGGACAGGUGUUUAACCAGCAUCCGGAUGUCUUUUAUUUGAUGGAGCCAGCCUGGCACGUGUGGAUGUCUGUAAAGCAAACAGGUGCACGUAGCUUACGAAUGGCAGUGCGUGAUAUGAUUCGUAGUGUCUUUCAGUGCGACAUGUCGGUAAUGGACGCUUACAUCCCCCAGCCAUGUAACGUCUCCAAACUCUUCAUGUGGAGCCACAGUCGUGCACUCUGCUCUCCACCCGCAUGUUUUCUCACAGCUCGUGACGAGAUCAGCAAUGAGCAAGAAUGCAAGAAGAACUGCGACACGCAGGGUUUGAAGCUCGCGGAGGCAGCGUGUCAGUCCUAUAGCCACGUGGUGUUAAAAGAGGUGCGCUUCUUCGAGCUGGAAUCACUGUUCCCACUACUGCGGGACCCCACUCUGGAUCUGCGCAUCAUUCAUCUAGUUCGUGACCCACGAGCUGUGCUUCGUUCCCGAGAGAAGUCUUUCAAAGCCCUGGUGCAAGAUAGCGCCAUAGUACUUGAACAGGCUAACCUUCCGGAAAAUGAACAGCCGUAUCAGGUCUUGCAGGAGAUUUGCCGCAGUCAUAUGCGCAUUUAUGAGACCGCCAUGAUAAAGCCACCCGAUUUCCUACGGGGACGCUACAAAAUGAUACGUUAUGAGGAUUUAGUGCGUAACACGCUGGCCGAGAUCGAAGCCAUGUACGAGUUUGUAGGGCUGGACAUGACCGAAACUUUGCAGGAGUGGAUCUACCGCAUCACUCAUGGAAGGGGCAAGGGAAAGAAAAGUGAUGCCUUCAAGAUUACCUCGCGAAAUGCAGAGGACGUCUCCUUGGCUUGGAGAACCACCUUAUCAUUUGAAAAAGUCCAGCACAUCCAGGAUGUUUGCAAAGAUGCCAUGACUCUGCUUGGAUAUAAAACAGUGGAAAGUGAGGAAGAGCAAAAGCUGCUGGAUGUAGACUUGGUGAAACCAAAUGAACAGAAUCAGUUCAGCUGGCUACCUUCUAAAAGCACUACUGCUAAAGUAUAGAGACGCUCCAGUGAUCAAAGGCAUAAAAGUGUGUCAUUUUUGCAUCAGUUUUGUUCUCCUUCGCUUCAUACAAAUGUGUCCUAGGGAACAGCAGAGAAUUUGGACAUUCCUCUGUUAAACAGGACACUACAGCAAUGAAGCGCUGUUCUCUUCUUAACACAACAUUUAACACUGGAUGCUGUUUUUGAAGAAAUCGUGGUCCAAUAAUUAACUUUAAGUUUUAUUUAUCGACAAAAAGAAACUAUGGUGUUUUUUGUUUUUGUUUACAGAAAUAAUUUGCGUUUCAUUUUGAUGUUGUAGAUGCAGAUUGAAUCAGAACUAUAACGGCUGUGUGUUUCUUGUAUAAGUGUCACAUAAAAAUGUCAUUCAGCUAUCUACAGAUUUACACAGACUUUGAUCGCAUAAAGCUGAAUAUCCACAUCAUUGUGAAUAAAGGAGUUCCUGCUCCUUGAGACCCACUGUCUCGCAGAGUUUAGAUAAACCUGACACAAACACACCUUAACCAGCUCAUCACACCUUUCAGGAUCAAUUGACCAAUCGAAGACCGGAUAUGCUGAAGCAGGUUGAACAGUGGUGUCCCAACUAGGAAGUAGUUCAUAUUUGAUUUUAUGUUUAGAUUGAUGUUAGUCUUGUGCGAUUUUAAGAUUUUUAUUAGCUGUAAACCCGGGGAAUGUUUCAUCAAAGAUGCUAAGGAAAGCAGGGAUUAAAGUCCAAAACAUAGACUUGAAAUAACCUAACAAUUCAAUCUGGAUUAAAUUGGUUUCAUAAACGAAAAUUUUAAUGCACAACAUGUAAUUUUUGGUGGAUGUAUUCAAAACAAACAAGUUUGAUGAUGCCAUGUUCAUGCGUGAGCUAAUGAUUUUUUUAAUGUAGUAGAAUGAAGCAUGGUGAGGCUGAAAUCUGUCGAAGCGAAACGAGGCAGCUGAACGAGCGUGAUGAACUGCUCAAAAGCAGCAGAGCUUUUAUUAUGCCACUGUCGACCACUUCCACUCCUUCCAGUCGUACGUAUGUGGUGUAAAGUAGGACUGUUUUAUUAUACAUUUGAAAGUUCUGUUAUAAUGCUACUCUGUGUGGUCAUCACCGGUCUAUUAAAACACAACAUAUUAAA
Messenger RNA from Carassius auratus (goldfish), 2394 nucleotides. It is a transcript of the gene chst6, whose product is annotated as carbohydrate sulfotransferase 6. The record is from RefSeq and is a predicted model, not a curated record. The coding region runs from base 96 to 1286 and encodes 396 amino acids. Gene Ontology annotation, cellular component: Golgi membrane. Gene Ontology annotation, molecular function: N-acetylglucosamine 6-O-sulfotransferase activity. Gene Ontology annotation, biological process: N-acetylglucosamine metabolic process; sulfur compound metabolic process; carbohydrate metabolic process. NCBI's taxonomy places the organism in Eukaryota, Metazoa, Chordata, Actinopteri, Cypriniformes, Cyprinidae. The transcript is spliced from 2 exons.